This is a messenger RNA of Rosa chinensis, 2761 nucleotides long. Its product is annotated as probable WRKY transcription factor 20. Gene Ontology annotation, biological process: regulation of DNA-templated transcription. The record is from RefSeq and is a predicted model, not a curated record. Gene Ontology annotation, molecular function: DNA-binding transcription factor activity; sequence-specific DNA binding. Bases 970 to 2430 code for a protein of 486 amino acids. Lineage: Eukaryota; Viridiplantae; Streptophyta; Magnoliopsida; Rosales; Rosaceae. The transcript is spliced from 6 exons.
UUCUCUCUGCUUUUUCUAAGCAACAGAAAAAAGAAAAAAGAAAAAAAAAAAGCAAAUGCUCUUUUUGAAUCUGAGGCUGUGUUUGGCUGCUUAAUAAGAAGCAGAAGCAGUUCUAAGUAAUCGAAAUUCUACUGCCUGAGCUAAGCUACUGUUAGAAGUGGAUUUUUUUUACAUUUUUUAGUUCACUUUUCUCAGUGGCCAGUGAGUACAUGCUGUAAGUGGGGAAUUUUUUUUCAAUUUUGAUGACCUAAAAUUGAUGUGAUGUUGAUGCUGGCUGCUGCUUUGAGCAGAAGUCGAAAAAUUCGGAUUACUAUUUUUGUUUGUUUUUGUGGGAUAAAGAAGUUUGAUUUAGUUAUUGCUGGGAAUGCUAGAUUUUUAAUGUGUUAGUGAGAUUUUAUAUGUGAUGGGACCUUACGAUUCUGAUGCUUUGAUGCUUUUUUUUUUUUUUUUUAAAUUUAUUUUUCUAGAGUAAUGUAAUGCUGGUAUUGGGGCUAUUGGGUGGUUUUCUCUUUAUGCUUGAAUGGAUUGUUCGAAAGCAAUGGCGUUUGGAAUAUUUGCAACUCAUCGAAUGUGGUCGUUCUUUGAAACUGUCAUCAGUGUUGUUUUUUCACAUAAUGAAUCUUUUUUGCUUCUUUUCAUUUUUGCUUUGUUGGUGGGUUUUAGACUUUUUUUUCAUUUUGUCUUUGUUUAACGGUUGCAGUGGAUGCAAGUACUUCAAAAACAUUUCCAUUUGUGUAUUAUGUAGAAUAAGGAAUAAAUGCACCAUCAAGAAGGAAUAGGAAGUCUAGAAAGAUAGUGGGUCAUGGUGCUGACAACAGUCGCGAUUGUCAGGUGUUUUUAUGAAGGACGUGGCCCUUCAUUGUGCUUAUUGUGAUUACUGAUGAUUGUGCUUGUUCAAAGCAUUUUGCAAUAUCUUGAGUUAUAUGGGCAGAACCUUCUCCAACUACCGGGUCCUUUUUGAAUCCUAAAAUGGUCUAUGGGACUGCGAAUUCUACAUAUUCAGCAACCAUGGUUUGCUCUGAUGAAAGAAAUUCUGGAAGCUUUGAGUUUAAGCCCCAUUCUAGAUUGAAUAUGGUUACUAUGGAUUAUGACCACCAGAGCAAUGAGCAGGCUGUGCAAGUCCAAGGUCAAGGUCAGUCUCAAUCACAUGCGUCACCACCUUUGGUUAAGAGUGAGAUGGCAGGCUCCUCAAAUCAAUCAGGAUUACCAGCUCCUGUUCAUAUGGUCUCGUCAGGAGCUAGUGCACCUGUUGAAGGUGAUGCGGAUGAUAUAAGUCAGAGGGCAAAUCCAAAUUCUGGUGUCCAAACAUCACAGUUUGAUCAUAAAGGAAGUGGGCCUUCAGUAUCUUCUGAUGAUGGCUAUAACUGGCGAAAAUAUGGACAAAAGCAUGUUAAAGGAAGUGAAUUUCCUCGCAGUUAUUACAAAUGCACACAUCCCAACUGUGAAGUGAAGAAACUGUUUGAGCGAUCUCAUGAGGGACAUAUAACAGAGAUUAUCUACAAGGGUACACAUGAUCACCCUAAGCCUCAACCUAGUCGACGAUAUAAUACCGGUGCUAUGAUGAAUGUCCAGGAAGAAAGAUCUGACAAGGCUUUAUCUUUGACUGGCCGAGAUGACAAGUCAUCCAGUAUGUAUGGGCAAAUGUCUUGUACCAAUGAGCCAAAUAGUACUCCGGAGCUAUCCCCUGUCAGAGGAAAUGAUGGUAGUGUUGAAGGAACUGGCUCACUAUCAACUAGAAUACUCGAUGAGGUCGAUGAUGAUGACCCAUUCUCUAAAAGGAGGAGGAUGGAUGUUGGUGGAAUUGAUGUUACACCAGUUGUUAAGCCUAUUCGGGAACCACGAGUUGUUGUUCAAACUCUGAGUGAGGUUGAUAUAUUGGAUGAUGGAUACCGCUGGCGCAAAUAUGGUCAGAAAGUUGUGAGGGGAAAUCCUAAUCCAAGGAGCUAUUACAAGUGCACAAAUGCGGGAUGCCCUGUUAGGAAGCAUGUGGAGAGGGCAUCCCAUGAUCCAAAAGCAGUUAUAACUACAUAUGAGGGAAAACAUAAUCAUGAUGUCCCAACCGCAAGGACUAGUAGCCAUGACACUUCGGGACCAACACCCGUGAAUGCCCCUUCGAGGAUUAGAACAGAGGAAAAUGACACCAUAAGCCUUGAUCUUGGUGUUGGAAUGAGCUCUGCUGCUGAAAAUAGAUCCAACAAUCACCUGCGAUUGCACUCUGAACUAGCAGAAAGACAAACUCACCCUAGUUCCAAUUUUAAGGCUGUUCAAACUACCCCUGCUCCGUCAUACUAUGGUGUUUUAAAUAGUGGCAUGAAUCAGUAUGGAUCUAGAGAAAAUCCAAGUGAAUCACGUAGCAUCGAGAUUCCACCUUUAAACCAUUCUUCUUACCCAUAUCCACAGAACAUGGGAAGAGUACUAACGGGGCCAUAGAAUUGCUUAAGAUAAAGCCAGGAAAAAUAAGCUGCUUUCCCCCUUCUUUUUGGAUGGGCAAUGGUCAGAAGGGCAUCUCAAUUCCCAAAUUGAAAGAUCGUAUUGGUCUUCUGUGUCUAUUUCAAAGAUGUGGUAUUAGGUGCCUGCUGCGAAAUGACUUCCCUGUCCAGGUAAUGAAUGUGUAGCAUUAACUUGUAAGGGAAUACUAUGUACAAAUAGGAAUUGAUACCGAGAUUAUAUUGAGUCUCUGACUGCCUGUUGUAAUUCAGAUGCUGAAAAUUAUAUUUAUAAGAAAAUUUUGUUUCUUCUAGCCUUUUUGAGGUGGUGUAAA